GUGGCCGGUGGGAUGUACUGGUCCUGGGUCUCCGGGUGUCGGGGUGCGCGGCGCCCCGGGGCUGCGGGCCGGGGAGGCGGCGACCUGCUGCAGGCGGCCAGCGGGGAGCGGCACGCGCUGCUGCUGCGGGCCGACCACUCGGUGCUCUCGCUGGGGGACAACGGCUGCGGCCAGCUGGGCCGGAGGGGCGUGCGGAGCGCGGAGCAGCCCGAACCCAUUCAGGCGCUGGAAACGCUCCGGGUGGAUGUCGUGAGCUGCGGGAAGGAACACUCGCUAGCCGUCUGUCACAAAGGAAGGGUGUUUGCCUGGGGAGCUGGUUCUGACGGGCAGCUGGGGAUUGGAGAAUGUAAAGAAAUAAAUUUCACACCUAAGAAAAUAAAAGCUCUGGCUGGUAUAAAAAUAAUACAAGUUUCCUGUGGAAGCUUUCAUUCUCUGGCAUUAUCAGAAGACAGCCAAAUCUUUUCGUGGGGAAAGAACAGCGAAGGCCAGUUGGGCCUGGGGAAGAACGUCCUCGUGCAAGCCACCCCUGAGAGGGUGCGGUCCCUGGAAGGAAUCCCGGUGGCUCAGGUGGCGGCUGGAGGAGCUCACAGCUUUGCGCUGGGUCUCUCUGGGACUUGCUUUGGCUGGGGAAGCAACAAGGCUGGUCAGUUGGCUGUCACGCGAAAGACUGUCCAAGUACAAAGCUACAAGCCUCUUUCAGUUGGUGCUCUGAAAACUCUAGGUGUGACUUACAUCAGCUGUGGACAUGAACAUACUGCAGUGCUAACCCAGGAUGGGAAAGUGUUCACCUUUGGAGACAAUAGUUUUGGACAGCUGGGUUUUGAGUCCUCUGCCCCUGUGAGAGAACCAAAGCUUGUAGAAAGACUGGAUGGCCCCGUUUCCCAGAUAGAUUGUGGAAGUUAUCACACCCUUGCCUAUGUCUACACCACUGGUCAGGUGGUAUCUUUUGGUCAUGGACCAAGUUGCACAAGCAACCCAAUCCAAUCAGAGGCCCCCAGAGAUACCUGUGACAUGACCUGCCUGAUUUCUGCUAAUGACCUUGAGAAUAUUCAAGUCCAACACAUUUUUGCUGGGAUGUAUGCUGACUUUGUGACAGCCCACAAGGGUGAUAGAUCCAGAGGUGUUUCUAAGAAAAUCCUGUCAGAAAUAACCCACAUUAAACAGGGUCUAGAAAGAAAAUGGAUAGCAGUGACAACAGGAAGUGACAAACAUGACUUGGCUAUGAGAGAAAUUACAGUGAUAUUUUCAUCUCCUGCUUGUCUGACUGGGAGUUUUUUGAAGAAAAGGGUAACUGGACAAGUCACAUCCAUUGAUCUGGACUUUAAAAGGGCAAGAAAUAUCUUCAAGAAGUUAGCACAAACAGAAUGGAUUUCUUCCCUGAUAAGAACCUGUCUGGAGGAAAGACUGCUCAAAGCUCUUCCGAGUCAUUCUCCACACCAGGAAGCUUUGCUGGUUUUCCUCCUACUUCCGGAGUGUCCUGUGAUGAAUGACGACAGUAACUGGAAGAGCCCGCUAGUGGUUCCAUUUGCAAAGGCCAUUUGUGAAAUGAGUCUCCAAUCUCGACAAGUCCUGAAAAAGUGUUGGGCAUCCUUGGAAGCAUCUUCUCUGAACACACUGGUCCAGAUGCUUAAAUCAGUAGCAAUUGAGCAGCUUUUGGUGCCUCCAUUUUUGGCUGCUGUCCAUGAUUUUAGAGCUCUUCUAGAAAUUAUGAAAGAAGUGCACAAGGUAAACAAAAUGACCUGUCAACUCCCAGAAAGCACUUUCAACAUAGAUGUAUUGUUCCAUUGCUUUGACUUUUACAGAGAGAGUAAGGCACUAUUGUUGCAAGAUGAAAAUCGGGCACCUGCAGAAAUUUCCAAUCCUACUUUCUAUGACUAUGCAUUUAUUUUUGAUUUGCCUUCCAGAAUGAAAUUAUUGCAAGCAUAUUCACGCAUAAAAGUAUGGAAAUCAGAAAUGACAUCUCCAAAUCAGGAUGAAGAAGAGAUACUAAUGGAGAAUCAACUGAGCAAUUUUAAACUGCAUGUCAGACGGUCUCACAUAAUUGAAGAUGCCCUGCGUCAGUUAAGCCAAGCUGAACUUUCAGACCUUUUGAAAACUUUAGUGGUUGGGUUUAUUAAUGAAAUUCGUCCAGAGACUGGAGUCAACGCUGAGUUCUUCCACUGCAUAUUUAAAGAGAUGACCAACCCCAAAUAUGGAAUGUUUAUAUAUCCUGAUGAUGGCCCCUACAUGUGGUUUCCUACUAAGCCUAAGCUUGAGAAGAAGAAAUAUUUUCUCUUUGGGAAAUUAUGUGGGCUCUCCCUAUUGAACUUCAACGUUGCCAAUCUUCCUUUCUCGCUGGCUCUCUAUAAGAAACUUCUAGACAAAAAGCCAUCAUUAGAAGAUUUGAAGGAACUCAGUCCUCUUGUGGGGAAGAAUCUACAGGCAAUUCUCAAGUGUAGAGCUGAUGAUAUUGAAGCUGUCACUUAUUUUUCUAUAUACUGGGAUGAAAAUACUAUUGAUUUAGUACCAAAUGGAAGCUCUAUACCUGUGAACCACACCAACAAGAAUGACUACGUUUCUAAGUAUGUUGAUUAUAUUUUCAAUGUCUCCACAAAGACAAUUUAUGAGGAAUUUCAGAGAGGAUUUUAUAAGCUCUGUGGCUGGAAAAUGGUUCAAUUCUUCAAGCCUGAAGAGCUAAUGACAGCAAUAAUUGGAAAUACUGAUUAUGACUGGAAACAGUUUGAAAUGAAUUCAGUGUAUGGGCAAGGAUAUGACAAGUCACACCCUACUAUACGGAUGUUCUGGAAGGCUUUCCACAAGUUAUCGUUGGCUGAAAAGAAAAACUUUCUCUUGUUUCUUACAGGAAAUGACAGACUGCCCGUGAAAGGUCUAUAUGAUAGCAAAAUAUUAUUUCGCUGUCCUGAGACUUUCAGUGAAAAUGAUUUACCAAGAUCAUUGACUUGUCAUAAUAUUCUAGACCUGCCUAAAUAUUCUACAAUGAAGAGGAUGAAGGAAGCUCUUCAAGUGGCCAUCAAUAACUACAGAGGCUUUGUCUCACCUGAGACAGGACAGCAAUACUGAUCUCUGACCUUCAGAUUCUUGAUUCUUUUUUACACCUCACUGAUAGAAGAGGUUGUAAGAUUUUUGUUAGGAUUACUUAGAAAGGAUAACCAAUAGGAUUAUGAAAUCUGGAAUAAAUAAAAUUCUAGUGAAAUAAAAUGAUACGAAACACUUCCUGUAUUCCUAACUUUGCUAUGAGGAUGCUUCUUUUAAAUAAAUCAUUUCUAGAAUAAUUGUCAUUUCAAACAUAAUAAUUGA
Messenger RNA from Perognathus longimembris pacificus (Pacific pocket mouse), 3297 nucleotides. RefSeq names its product HECT and RLD domain containing E3 ubiquitin protein ligase family member 6 (gene Herc6). Gene Ontology annotation, molecular function: ubiquitin-protein transferase activity. The transcript is spliced from 23 exons. The coding region runs from base 13 to 3060 and encodes 1015 amino acids. NCBI's taxonomy places the organism in Eukaryota, Metazoa, Chordata, Mammalia, Rodentia, Heteromyidae. The record is from RefSeq and is a predicted model, not a curated record.